Molecule: messenger RNA, 2887 nt
Organism: Castor canadensis (American beaver)
Lineage: Eukaryota; Metazoa; Chordata; Mammalia; Rodentia; Castoridae
Gene: Rgs4
Product: regulator of G protein signaling 4
Source: RefSeq, a predicted model, not a curated record
CAGCGCCUGAGGAGGCCAGGCAGACAAGGAGCAGAUCCUGCAGUGCUGCUCUCCGAUUGGCUGGACAGUCGUGGCUGGGCUAUAAAAGAGACCCCUACAGGCUUGGGAGGGAGAAGCUCAGAGGAUUCUGACAGCAUCCUUGCAGAGAAGAGGUAGUGUGCUCAAAAUAGAAACCACAGCUCCUCCUGCUGCAUUUCUUUCCUACCUGAGAAUUCCACACUGUUAAACAAGAUGUGCAAAGGACUUGCAGGUCUGCCGGCUUCCUGCCUGAGGAGUGCAAAGGACAUGAAACAUCGGCUGGGUUUCCUGUUGCAGAAGUCUGAUUCCUGUGAACAUAAUUCUUCCCACAGCAAGAAGGACAAGGUGGUUGUUUGCCAGAGGGUGAGCCAAGAGGAAGUCAAGAAAUGGGCUGAAUCACUGGAAAACCUGAUUAGCCAUGAAUGUGGGCUGGCAGCGUUCAAAGCUUUCUUGAAGUCUGAAUACAGUGAGGAGAAUAUUGACUUCUGGAUCAGUUGUGAAGAAUACAAGAAAAUCAAGUCACCCUCUAAACUAAGUCCCAAGGCCAAGAAGAUCUACAAUGAAUUCAUCUCAGUUCAAGCAACCAAAGAGGUGAACCUGGAUUCUUGCACCAGAGAGGAGACAAGCCGGAAUAUGCUACAGCCAACAAUAACCUGCUUUGAUGAGGCCCAGAAGAAGAUAUUCAACCUGAUGGAAAAGGAUUCAUACCGCCGCUUCCUCAAGUCCCGAUUCUAUCUGGAUUUGGCCAAUCCUUCCAGUUGUGGGGCAGAGAAGCAGAAAGGAGCCAAGAGUUCUGCAAACUGUACUUCCCUGCUCCCCCAGUAUGCUUAAUUCUCACUUGGAGACAGAGGGCUGAAAUGCCAAGACUCUAUGCUCUGGAAAACUGAGGCCAAAUAUUGAUCUGUAUUAAGCACCAGUGCUUUAUCCACAUUGUAGCCUAGUGUUCAUGCUGCCUGCCAUGUGUGAGUCACUUCCAUGUAAAAACUAGAUUUAGUUGUGAUUUUUUGGGUGUUUAACAGGGUGGGACCCUAUUCCAGUCCAAUUUUUCCAACUUUCCUUUAGGAUGUCAUGUGAGCAAGUAUCCAAGUAAUGGCCUUGUAGGUUUUUUUCAAAGAUUAUUGGCAGUUUUCUCUGUCCAACAGUUUGACCUCAGCUUGGUUGUUUGGUACACUUCAUGUGACAUUUACAUGCAUGUGUAUUCUGUUAGCCAGUACUUUUCUACAGACUCUUGAUGUUUAGGUGAGGUUGGUAUGUAUGUAUGUGUGUAUAUAUAUAAUAUAUACAUAUACAUUCUUUAUAUAUUUAUUUGUGUUUGUGUAUUCAAAUGUGUGUGUGCAUGUGUACACACAAACAUUUCUGCAAGAGUAGAUGGGAAAGACCCUAGGUGCUCAAAUUAGAGUGUGUAUGCGUGCUUACAUGCAUGUUCUGAUCGCUGCUCUUUUUUAUUGCAUUUAAACAGGGCAAACUGAUCCAACUGCCAUGCAGGCUAAAAGAGGAAUGCUAACUUCUAGAAAGUUGGUUCUUUAAAAUAAUUGGGUCUUGUUGGAGAAGAAUCCAAGGGACUUCAUGCUUAAUUUAAGCACUGGUAGCCUCUACAUUGUGCACAAUUUUAAGGAGCAAGUAUGAGAAAGAAUCAUACAUCUGACCUGGAACUGUCUUGUUUUGGUUAUCACUAACGGCACUUUUGAGUCCCUAUGCUGCUGGCCCUCCCUUCUUUGCCUGGGUGCUCAGGGCCUGCCUUUCAGCAGCUAGGUUGGUUUGGAGCUGGGAGAUGGGAUGCUUGAGCUGAUUGAAGAAAUGCAGUCAAGGCCUUGCCAGCUAGCCCUACUAUAAGUUAGGUGAGGGCACAGAAUUUGAAGGUUACUAUUCCUAUCCUUUGACCUUUUUUCCUCUCUUGAUCAAGGUGCUUUUCUCAUUUUAUCCCCUGAGAACCUUAGCCAUCAAAUGACCCUCCUAAGUUCAUUGUGGUUGAUUGUUAGUUCCCUAUAAUGGUUCUGGGCUCUAUGCUUACAUGAAUGUACCAGGGGAAAUUUAUACUUUAUAAGGGGGAAACAAGUUUUCCUAAACUGAAAAGCCCUAAUAAGUUCUCUUUCAAGAUAAAAUUUUGUUUAUUCCAUCCCAACAUCAGGGGCUAGCAGAGACUGAAGGCAUUUCUUUCUAGGCUCUGAGAUUAAAGGAGAGAGAAAAGAAAAAAGGAAAGAAAGAAAGAAAGCCUUAUUAGAACUACUGCUUGGGACUUUUCAAGGCACAUGAAAUACUUGAAAAUUUCUCAUUUAUGUUAUUUAUGAUGUUUUUGUACAAUGUUUUUAUUAUUGUAUUGUUUUAUAAAUGGAGAUACAGGAUAUUAUCUGAAUUAUUAAUGAAUGCCCAGGAAGUAAUUUUCUUCUCAUUCUUUGAAAACUACUGCCUUUGAACAUGUGCACACACUCAUGCACACUGACUGCAUCCAUUACUCCAGUAUAAAUUGCAUGCAUGAGCACCUUUGUGGCUUUUAGCCAAUGUACUGGGCUGCAAGAUGAAGAUGCUCAAGAGUGUGUAUACAAGUCUCAUUGUGGGAAGACAAAGGUUUUCUAACUGUACCCUUCUUGUCUCUCUGGCAGUCUUGCUCUGAAUGUCCCCUGAGUUCUCAUCAGCUUCCCUUUUUUUAUACACAGUUCCACAAUUUUGUCUCUGGAUCCAAAUGUACAACUGUUUGGUCUUGCCCUAUUACGAUUGUCAUGACUUUCAGAUUGUACUGUACUCACAGACUGCUGUAUCACAAAUAGGUCUGGAAGCUCACUCUGAAUGAGAAGUAAAUUAUUUUAUGUAAUACCUUUUGAGUGUGUAUUCAAUUGUAUUUUCCUGUGAUUUCACACUAUUUGACAUGGCA